Molecule: messenger RNA, 1854 nt
Organism: Salvia miltiorrhiza (redroot sage)
Lineage: Eukaryota; Viridiplantae; Streptophyta; Magnoliopsida; Lamiales; Lamiaceae
Exons: 9
Coding region: 390-1739 (449 amino acids)
Biological process (GO): activation of GTPase activity; intracellular protein transport
Molecular function (GO): GTPase activator activity
Source: RefSeq, a predicted model, not a curated record
AAACAUGGUCAUAGUGGGACGGAGGGAAUAUUUUUUAGAAAAAUAGUAUGUAUAUACAUUCCCUGAUAAACAUUUACAAAAUAAAUUGUAAAAAUUAGUUGUAAUUGUGUGUGUGUUUUUUUUUUUUUUUUUUUUUUUUUUAAAUUACAUAAAAAAAAUUAAUGACAAAAAAUUUGAACCUAAGACUUGAGACCUUAACCAUUAGCUAUUUGUAAUUGUGUUCUUACUUGUUAGUGACUUGAACACAACGGUGCCCUCAAAUACUACAUAGUAAGCCCGGCGUCCAAAUCAUCCAAAUUCCACUCUCAUAAAUCAUUUCCACUCACUUCAAUUUCAAUUUCUCCCAAAUCUUCUUCGAUCCAAUUCAAUUCCUAUCCGAUCCGCCGAUUAUGAUGAAUAAACGCAUCCCCGAUUGGCUCAAUAGCGCUCUCUGGUCCGCUCCUUCGCCGCAUCAUGACGCUGCUACCGCCGACCUGCCGCCUCCGGCUCCGCCACCGGCCGCCGAGAGACCGCCGCAGCCGCAGGUGUCCUCUCCUGACGCUCACGACGAACGAGAAGGUAGGGAUCCGUUGGGCGGUGUUUCUGAGAAUAAUGCGAGUCCGUGUUGCAGUGAUGAGGAGGAUGGCCGCUCAUCGGAUUAUUCCACGCCUACUGCAGUGGCGUCUCCUGCUGCUAAGGAUGUUACUCGGCAGAAUCAGAUUUUGAACGAGCUGUCAAGGAAGGUUAUAAAUAUAGGCGAAAUGCGGAGACUAGCAUUACAGGGCCUACCUGAUGGAGCUGGUAUUCGUGCAAUGGUGUGGAAGGUACUACUGGGGUAUCUGCCAGCUGAUCACUCGCUUUGGUCUUCAGAAUUGGCCAAAAAACGAUCUCAGUAUAAGCAAUUUAAAGAGGAGCUACUGGUGAAUCCUUCAGAGAUUGCAAGGAGGCUGGAAGAGUCAAGUCCUGAGAACCAUCAACUGGAUACGGGCAGUCCACGAUUCCUCUCAAGAUCAGAGAUAAGUCAUGGAGAGCAUCCCUUAAGUCUUGGGAAGACUAGCAUAUGGAAUCAGUUUUUCCAGGAGACAGAGGUCGUGGAACAGAUUAACCGGGAUGUUAUGCGGACUCAUCCAGACAUACAAUUCUUCUCAGGGGACUCAACUUUUGCUAAAUCCAACCAAGAGGCUUUACGGAGCAUAUUGAUUGUUUUUGCGAAACUAAAUCCGGGAAUAAGAUAUGUGCAAGGGAUGAAUGAAAUCUUGGCGCCAUUAUAUUAUAUCUUCAAAAGUGAUCCUAAUGAGGAGAAUGCGGCUUCUGCCGAAGCAGAUACUUUCUUCUGCUUUGUGGAGUUAUUGAGUGGGUUCCGAGACAAUUUUGUUCAACAACUUGAUAACAGUGUUGUGGGUAUUCGUGCCACCAUUACAAGGUUAUCACAACUUCUAAAGGAUCAUGAUGAGGAGCUCUGGCGUCAUCUUGAGUUCACAUCCAAAGUCAACCCACAGUUUUAUGCAUUCAGGUGGAUUACACUCCUUUUGACUCAAGAAUUUACUUUCGCAGACAGUCUCUUGAUCUGGGACACGCUACUAAGUGACCCUGAUGGUCCUCAAGAAACACUGCUGCGAGUUUGUUGUGCAAUGCUGAUAAUUGUGCGGAAGCGUCUACUUGCAGGCGACUUCACUUCGAAUCUUAAGCUGCUGCAGAAUUAUCCUUCGACAAACAUCAGCCACCUUCUCUAUGUUGCCAACAAGUUGCGGGUUCUCUGAUCAUGCUUCAGAUUUGGAUAUUUCAUUAAAUAUUCUUCUUUCGAUUUCCUAUUUCUUGUAAAACGUACGAGGGAAGUAAUUUAAUUUUGAACACGUACGAAUGCGUUUUUAGAUA